AUGGCAGAUCUCUCCACUUCCUCCGGUCGGGAUCCCGACCCCGACUCUAGAGAAGCAAACAACGUCCUGUCCCAGCAUCUGCACCCUCAGUUCACUGCCUCCCUCCAGGAUGAGCUGACUGCACCCCCGGCCGAGCCCCCAGCCGAGCAAAGUAGCGGUGAUGCUCCGUCCGAACCCCAGUCCUCACUGAGACUGCAAGGCGGCGACAUCCACCGAGACUUGUACCGCCUUGACGCUAAAUCAAAAAUUGCUCGCCUAGACAAACGGGCGGCCACGUUCUCCUUCCUUCCGAGACGCACAGAUGAUGUGGUGGAGGAAGGCGUGGCAGCCAUGGAGCCGGGGAGCUUCCGCCGUCACUUCGUUCAGAACAAGUACGGUCGGCUCGACCAACCGGGCGUAACCUCGUCCUUUCUCGAUUUCCUAGAUAUUUAUGGCAACUUUGCGGGCGAGGAUCUGGCCGACACGGAGGAGGAAUCUGCCAUCGUCGAAGAGGAAGAAGAAGAGGAUGAGACGAGGCCGGUGUCUGAACGAACGGCCCUCUUGCGGCGACGGCGGAGCUCACGAGCCAGCCGCCCAGGCGAUGCUUCCAACGUCAAGACCUUUUUCACACUCUUGAAGGCAUUCGUGGGAACGGGAAUCAUCUUCCUACCCAAGGCCUUCCGCAACGGCGGAAUCCUGUUUUCCUCCAUCACCCUUGUAACAGUGUCGUUGAUCAGUACCUUGUGUUUCCAUCUGUUGCUGGAAUGUCGGAGACACUAUGGUGGUGGCUAUGGCGACAUUGGUGAGCGGAUCGGUGGCACCCGACUUCGGACGUUGAUCCUCGCAUCCAUCGUAAUCUCGCAACUGGGCUUCGUGUGUGCUUGUAUCAUCUUCACCGCAGAGAACAUCCAUGCCGUCCUGGAAGCGGUGACAAAGGACCCGGGCACAGCUUUGUCAACCGGUAAAUUAAUCGCCGUACAACUGCUUGUGCUCAUCCCACUGUCCUUGAUCCGAAACAUCUCCAAGCUGGGCCCCAUCGCGUUGCUGGCGGAUGUCUUCAUCCUCGUAGGCUUGGCGUACAUCUACUUCUAUGACAUUGCCAGUCUCGCGUCCCGUGGUCUGGCGUCGUCGGUUGAACUCUUCAAUCGCCAAUCGUUCACCCUGACCAUCGGAUCGUGUAUCUUCACCUUUGAAGGAAUCGGCCUGAUCCUGCCGAUCCAGUCUUCCAUGAAGCGGCCAGAGCAUUUCGACAAACUCCUCUAUACUGUCAUGAUCAUCAUCACUGUAUUGUUCACGGCGGUUGGGGCCCUCUCAUAUGCCACCUUCGGCGCGGAGACGAAAACGGAGAUCAUCAGCAACCUGCCCCGCACGGACCGCUUUGUCAAUGUGCUCCAGUUCGUCUAUUCGCUCGCCAUCCUGGUCAGUACGCCGAUCCAGUUGUUCCCCGCCGUCCGUAUUAUCGAGGGCAAGCUCUUCGGCCAGAACUCAGGCAAGCGCGACCCCAUGAUCAAGUGGAAGAAGAAUGUGUUCCGGACCGGUGCCGUGAUGAUCUGCGGGCUGAUUGGAGCCGUGGGGGCCGGGGAUCUCGACAAAUUUGUCUCGUUGAUCGGGUCGUUUGCCUGUGUGCCCCUGGUGUAUAUCUACCCGGCGUACUUGCACUGGAAGGGCGUAGCCGAGUCCCCAUGGGUCAAACGAGGCGAUAUUGCGAUGAUGGUCCUGGGAGUAGUGUUCAUGGUGUACACGACAAGCGCCACCGUCUCCGUCUGGCUAGAAGGAUCCGCCUAA
Aspergillus tubingensis is the source of this 1764-nucleotide messenger RNA. Its product is annotated as putative amino acid transporter. Gene Ontology annotation, molecular function: amino acid transmembrane transporter activity. Gene Ontology annotation, biological process: amino acid transmembrane transport. The record is from RefSeq and is a predicted model, not a curated record. Bases 1 to 1764 code for a protein of 587 amino acids. Lineage: Eukaryota; Fungi; Ascomycota; Eurotiomycetes; Eurotiales; Aspergillaceae. The transcript has a single exon.